CCUAUUUCCACAGACAGGCUGACAGUUAGUCGUAUGAGGGCAGAAGCUAACCAGCCAUUUGCUGAACGUAUUAUCAUACUAUUAACUCCUUGACUUGUCCAGUUCAUAGUAAUUUCUUUAACAGAAAACUUGAUUCUGACGCUCCUGGAAAAGUUUAUUUUUGGAUAGAGCCACGAGCACGCAUCCACAGCCCGGCACGACUGCGACAACAGCAGGUGGAUGCCGCCAUGCCAUUUGGGUGCCUUGCCCUGCGAGAUGGGCGGAGCUACAGCAGCAUGUCUGAUGUCACUGACAAGUAUGAGAUUGGACAGGUCCUCAAAGCAAAGGAGUUCUGCGAGCUAUGUCUGGCGAAGGACAGACAGACAGACAAGGUCUUCGUCUGUAAGAAAUUCCUGAAGAAAGACGGCAGGAAAGUACGCAAGGCCGCCAAGAACGAGAUCAUGAUCCUGAAGAUGGUCAACCACCCUAACAUCUUACAAUUGAUCGACACCUUUGAGACCAGGAAGGAGUACUUCAUCAUCCAGGAGCUGGCCACGGGAGGAGAUGUGUUUGACUGGAUCCUGGAUCAAGGGAACUACACAGAGAGGGAUGCGUCGAACGUCAUCCGACAAGUUCUAGAAGCCGUGGCUUACCUGCACUCCCUCAACAUUGUGCAUAGAAACCUGAAG
This is a messenger RNA of Hypomesus transpacificus, 668 nucleotides long. RefSeq names its product caM kinase-like vesicle-associated protein. The transcript is spliced from 5 exons. The record is from RefSeq and is a predicted model, not a curated record. NCBI's taxonomy places the organism in Eukaryota, Metazoa, Chordata, Actinopteri, Osmeriformes, Osmeridae. Gene Ontology annotation, molecular function: ATP binding; calmodulin binding; calcium/calmodulin-dependent protein kinase activity. Gene Ontology annotation, cellular component: intracellular anatomical structure. Gene Ontology annotation, biological process: peptidyl-serine phosphorylation. The annotation marks the transcript as partial.